ACCCCAGUGCAGUGUAUAUAUGUGUGAGAGUGAGAGACAGGCAGAGAGCGCAGCAUAGUAGCUACAGCGCUGUCACAAAACAGCACGUUGUGCAUCUUUAACAGGAGGCGUAACUAUCUUGGCGUGCUCAAGAGCAAAUUUCCGCUUCCUGCUGUGAGAAACGUUCAACUUGUCGGGUCGGUGGAAAAUCCCUGCUGUUGUCUGCGGAAUCCAAGUAUCGGAAGAUACGUCUGAGGAGGUGCGCACUGACUAUGAUGUAGUGACGAACAGCGGCUGUUGGCAGUGGUGGGGAAAUGCUGGUGGUUGUCUAUGGAUGAAUCGAUCGGGUAACCUAUGAGACGUGCUCUGUAUUGCCUGCUCUCCUUGGGGGGUGCCUGAAUGGUUAAGGGACCAUCUGAAUAGUCACCUCAUCUCCACGGCAAAAUCCUCGCAAUGUCGGAGAAAGGAGGGCUCCAGCGGAGUGGAGCGGCUCCAGGUCCACACCUGCAACCGUUCAAGCCAGUCACAAUGUCUUCUAGUCGGCCGGUGCAUAUGAACCUUUUUGCUACCUGGGAAGUAGACCGGUCUUCUCCCAACUGUGUACCCAGGCUCUUCAGCCUCACUCUGAAGAAGCUUGUGAUGUUGAAAGAGCUGGACCGAGAUCUCACAUCAGUCGUUAUUGCUGUCAAACUCCAGGGUUCAAAACGAAUUCUGCGCUCCAAUGAAAUCCUGUUGUCUUCAGCCGGUCUGACGGAGACAGAUCUACAGCUGACUUUCUCCUUGCAGUAUCCUCAUUUCCUGAAGAGGGAUGCAAAUCGACUCCAGAUAAUGCUGCAGCGGCGGAAGAGGUACAAGAACCGCACAAUUUUAGGUUAUAAGACACUAGCCCUGGGCCUCAUCAACAUGGCAGAGGUGAUGCAGCACCCCUCUGAAGGGGCUCGUGUUUUGGACAUGCACACCACGGCGAAGGACACCGCUUUGCCCGUGGCUGAGAUCCGGGUGUACUCUCUGUCUAGUCAACCUAUCGACCACGAGGUUCCGAAGGCCAAGCUGUCAGACCGCUCACCAGACAUUGACUACUCGGAGGAGGAGGAGGAGAGCGACUCGUCAGAACAGGAAGGCAGCGAUGACCCUCUCCAGUACCCGUUUGACGAUGACGAUGAGGUGAGAAAGAAGAAGCCACGACGCAAACUGACCACGGCUGCAUCCAUCACCCGGGCAAACCAGCCCAACAUCAAGCAGAAGUUUGUGUCCUUGCUGAAAAGGUUCAGGGUGUUCGAUGAGGUGGGCUUCGGUCUGGAGCACGUGUCCCAGGAGCAGAUCCAGGAUGUGGAGGAGGAUCUGGACGAGCUCUAUGACAGUCUGGAGCUCUACAACCCCAGUGACAGUGGCCCAGAGAUGGAGGAUACAGAUAGCAUCAUCAGCACACCCAAACCCAAACUCAGACCUUUCUUUGAGGGCAUGUCCCAGUCCAGUUCCCAGACGGAGUUUGGCAGCCUGAACAGCAGAUGCUCCCAUGGCAGAGACACCCUGAGCACAAUGGACCAUUCCAGAAUGAAGCGCUCCAGCAGCGGACACCUGGACGACGCUUCAGAGUCCGACACCCAGGAGCUUACAGAGCUGGAGGCUGUGGGGGAUGUCACCCCCUGCAUAACUGUGUCUGUGGCUGAAAGGCCUCGGACUCCUCAGAAGAAUCAGAGCAUGCCUUCUCCCAGGCUGGAUGGGGAGCGCACCCCCAGGCAGAAGCGUGGGACGCCCAUGCGCGAGCGGCAGCUGUCCAAGCCCCUGAGCGAGCGCACCAACAGCUCGGACAGCGAGAGGUCACCGGACCUCAACCUCACGCCACAGGUGCAGCCUGCGACACACGUGAUCUCACGUGAACCUCGGGAGCUCUGCGCAAUGCCGAGGAAGAUUGUUUACGACCAGCUGAACCAGAUCCUGCUAUCAGAUAAUGACCUGCCAGAGAGCUUGAUCCUGGUCAAUGGCACUGACUGGCAAGGACAGUAUGUAGCUGAAGCCCUGCAGGCACAGGAUCAGGCAGUGGUGAGCACCUGCUCCACGUCUGAGAUCCAGGCUGCCCUCUCGGCACUUCUCAGCCGCAUUCAGAAGUUCUGUAACUGUAACGCCACCAUGCCCAAGCCAGUGAAGGUGGUGGCAGUGGGAGGGCAGAGCUACCUGGGGGCCAUCCUGCGGUUCUUUGUCUCUGAGCUGGCCAGUAAAACCUCCCACUGGCUGGGUCACGUCAGGAUCCUGGUGGUUCCUCUGGGCUCCCACCCCGUGGCCAAGCACCUGGCCUCCCUAGAUAACCGCUACAGCUCCGCCUUCCAGGACUCCAUCUGGCGGGAGCUGUUCAGCCGCCCAGAGCCCCCCCUCACAGAUGUGGAGUGUGUGGAUGUGGUGGGCAGGAUUAGUCAGUACAUCAGCGGAGCCUGCGUCACCCACCAGCUCCCCAUUGCAGAGGCCAUGCUCACCUGCAAGCCCAGCACACAUGAAGAGGAUUCCUGCCAGAAGUUUGUGCCUUUUGUUGGUAUAGUGAAGGUUGGGCUUGUUGAGCCUAGUCCAGUGUUUGCAGGUGGAGAUUUGGAGGAAAGCUCAUCUGUUAACUUGGCUGUGCCCUCCACCUCUCCCCCCGCGCAUGGAUCAGUCAGCGGGCCAAUGAAAGAUGCUAUAACCCCGCCCACUUCGCCUUCUCUCAGCGGAUUGGCUGUUACGGGGAGCCCCAUCAUGGCCCAUGGGGUGGACUCCAUCGGCCUGCAGGUGGACUACUGGGCUGCCGCAGGGCCGGAGAAGCGAAAGGAUGGCGAACGGCGUGAGGCCACCUGCAAGAACACCCUGAAGAGAGCCCUCCGCUCGUUGCAGGUCAGCCGACUGCCAGGCUCCUCCUCCUCCUCCUCCUCCUCCUCCUCCUCGGCUGAGCUCCAGCACCUGGCCAACACCAUGGCCAUGACUGUGGUGACCAAGGAGAAGAACAAGAAAGUCCCCACCAUAUUUCUUGGGAAGAAGCCAAAGGAGAGAGACAUUGAGUCCAAGAGCCAAGUUAUCGAAGGCAUCACCAGACUUAUAUGCUCAGCCAAACAACAGCAGACUAGCCUGAGAGUGUCCGUAGAUGGCUUGGAGUGGAACGAUGUGAAGUUCUUCCAGCUGUCGGCUCAGUGGCCCACACACGUCAAGUACCUCCCCGUGGGUCUGUUCGGCUACAACUAACGGUCCUCUCAGCGCCCACACUCAACCUACGGAGUCCAUCACACCAGGAGCUUCCUGAGCAGUGUUUUGGUGUUUCUUGUGACCGUUUGGUUCCAGAUGCGUUGGGUUGACCGAUAGGCACCCGGUUAAGGCUGACUGAAGUAUCAGGGGAGUUCUGUCAGGGCAAAUGAAAUGAUGAGCUGCUGAAACAACCUGUAAUGUGGUGUUAACAGCAACACAAGUAAAAAAUUAAUUAAAAAAUGAUAACUGCUGCACCGACAAAAGCAACACACUUCCAUUUUGACCUGUAUUCCAUAUCUGAGACUGGCUGUUGUGUAUCCACUCUACAAACUAGUUCUUACGGGUGGGUUUUGCUGUUAAUGUUGCAUUUGCGCAAUAACAACUUGAACUUUGUGUCAAUUUUUAUGGUGUUCAGUAAACGAAUAACAGUAAAAUAUGAAAUUACCUUUGACUCGAUCACUUGUAUUGCAAUAAUGUGCUCCAUAGUGUAGUUGUUGAACCAGUAAAAUAUCUCUUAACGAGAUUGUUUUUUUGGCUUUACCUCAAGCUUUUUUUCUAUAACACAGAGGCCUUGACAAAAUAAUAUAGACAGUUUUCAGAGGAGAUGCUUUGAUAAGCGUAAGUUGAAGGGGGGCCUUAAUUUUGAAACGCACUGUACGUUACUAUGGUUUACCUGUUCUAGUCUCUGUGAUUGACAGCUUCUUUGGUGGUUGUUUAUUUUAUUAUUUAGUGUCUAUAACAUUAAACAUUGUAUGAUGUACCAUGCUGCUAAUGUGGACCAAUGUGUCUUUCCAGUGUGAAGUGGUUUGUAUGGAUUGCCUUAUUGUGAAAUUGAUGUGUACAUAUAUUUAAUGAAACUCUUUGAAAAUGUAUCUGCGAACUCUGUGAUUUACCACAGAUUGUGUGUAACCGGUUCUUCUCAUAUGCUGCGUUUUUAAAAGGGUCCGACCAGCAACCACUUUGCUGUUACAUUCCAGUUUAGCAUUGAGAUUUUGCCAACAUUCAUUUCAAGCACAUUGUCAAGACAUAAUUUUUCCAAUAGAUAUUUCUGCAUGUUGAAUGAUUCUGGAACAUGUUGUCAUUUUAAUGUAACUGAAAAGCAUAGGUAAUAAAUAUUUUGUUUUUCA
This is a messenger RNA of Clupea harengus (Atlantic herring), 4310 nucleotides long. RefSeq names its product phosphofurin acidic cluster sorting protein 1a (gene pacs1a). NCBI's taxonomy places the organism in Eukaryota, Metazoa, Chordata, Actinopteri, Clupeiformes, Clupeidae. Gene Ontology annotation, biological process: protein localization to plasma membrane. The record is from RefSeq and is a predicted model, not a curated record. Gene Ontology annotation, molecular function: transmembrane transporter binding.